AUGGCCGAGGGCGACUUCCAGCUCCUGAACAAGGGGUUCACCGUCCCUGCGGUGCAUUCAACGAUCCAGCAGACCUCGCCCAGCGGCGACAGCCACCCCUACAUCGAGCUCACGCCCACGGCGACAGGUCCCAUCGCCGCGCUCGGAUUCCAGAACCGCGGCAGCGCCAUGGUCUCCAUCUUCGCGCAAGUCAGGCAGCACUCAGCGUCCUCCACCAAAGGCUCGGAGUGGCGCGUCGUGUGCUCCCGGCUGCAGCUCAUGCGCGACCCGCACUGCGACGACGACGCCGAGGACUUCCACGUCAUCUCCCUGUCGCACGGCUCCCAGGUGAUCACGGUGCGUAUUGUUAUGAUGCAGCUGUCGCCGCACUACCCUCCGGGGUCCUUCGGAGUCGCUGCCGCGACGCUGUUCAGCCGCGGGUCGCCCCAGGAGCUCCUGCGAGCGAUGUCGACGUCGCGGAAAGCGCUGGACCGCGCCAGCCUGCCGGCGUCGUCUGCGGCGGCGGCCGCCUCCGCGGUCGACGAGCGCACGGCGUCCGCGACCGCUGCGGUCGCGGUGUACGCGUCGGAGCGUGUGCGGGAGGCGCACAAGCGGCACGAGGAGGCGGUGCGAGGGAUGCGGCCGGCGGUGGACGCGUUGGCUGACGACGGGGGCAAGGGAGCGUGGCAGGGGGGGGGUCCGACGGGGGGGGGUCCGGUGGGACGGUACCGCGAACUGCUAGAAUGGGCCGCGGGAAACGGCGCCGGCGCGCGCGAGCUCGCGUCGUCGGGGCUGUGA
Messenger RNA from Pedinophyceae sp. YPF-701, 777 nucleotides. Lineage: Eukaryota; Viridiplantae; Chlorophyta; Pedinophyceae. The record is from the annotation of a GenBank genome assembly.